Molecule: messenger RNA, 1209 nt
Organism: Oldenlandia corymbosa var. corymbosa
Lineage: Eukaryota; Viridiplantae; Streptophyta; Magnoliopsida; Gentianales; Rubiaceae
Source: the annotation of a GenBank genome assembly
AUGGCGGCCGGAAUAGACCCGGAGACGGCGACGGAGCUGGUGAAGCGUGGCGCUACUCUUCUCCUUCUCGACGUUCCACAAUACACACUCAUUGGUGUGGAUACUCAGAUGUUUUCUACGGGGCCUAAUUUUAUGGGUAUCAAGAUGGUUCCCCCUGGUAUUCACUUUGUUUACUAUAGCUCAUCUAACAGGGAAGGCAGUGAUUUCUCACCAAUUGUGGGAUUUUUCGUGGAGGCCAAGCCCUCUCAGGUGAUCAUUCGGAGAUGGAACCAAAAUGAGGAGCGGUUUGUGAAACUGUCCGAUGAAGAGGAGGAGAGAUAUGCAGAGGCAGUGAAAAGGAUGGAGUUUGACGGGAAAUUGGGUCCUUAUGACCUUGCUGCUUAUGGAGAUUGGAAGCGAUUAUCCAAUUAUAUUACUAAAGACACCAUUGAUCGCAUUGAGCCUAUUGGUGGAGAAAUUACGGUUGCAUCUGAAGCUGACAUAUUUGGAGGCAAUUCUAAGACAACGAUGGAGAAAGCUUUAGAUGAGCAAUUAAAGGGUGGAAAGUUCUCAAAGAAAGGUGAAAGUUCUCAGAAGAAAAGCUGUUAUUACACCAAAAUUCCUCGAGUUAUCAAGCAUACGGGAAUUAGAGGACAGGAAUUAACUGGUUUGAAUCUUGACAAGACUCAACUGUUGGAGAACCUAUUGAUUAAUGAAUAUGGUGGUGUAGAAGAUUUGCUUCUAGCAGAGCUGCAGUUUGCUUUUAUUGCUUUCCUGAUGGCACAAUCACUUGAAGCAUUUCUGCAAUGGAAGAGCUUAGUUAGCCUCUUAUUUGGAUGUACUGAAGCUCCGCUGCAUACCAGGAGUCAGCUUUUCACCAAGUUUAAUAGAGUUGUCUAUUAUCAGUUGAAAUUCGGAUUUCAGAAGGACCAGCAGCAUAACUCUGUCUCACAACAAGGGGCUUUGCCUUUAUUGGAUGAAUCUUUCUUGUCUGCUGAUAGCUUUCUACACCACCUUUGCAAGGAUUUCUUUUCCCUGGUGCUGGAAGCCUCGGUGAUAGAUGGAGACCUUCUGUCUUGGACCAGAAAUCUUAAACAAUUGCUUGAGGAUUCUCUGGGAUGGGACUUCCAGGAGAAAAGUGCAGUCGAUGGAAUGUUCUUCGAAGAUGACGAUGAGUAUGCUCCAGUUGUUGUUGAGAUGCUUGACGAGCCAAUUCACGAUGGUGCUUAG